Messenger RNA from Brugia pahangi, 2310 nucleotides. The record is from the annotation of a GenBank genome assembly. NCBI's taxonomy places the organism in Eukaryota, Metazoa, Nematoda, Chromadorea, Rhabditida, Onchocercidae.
AUGAACAGUGCUCUGAAAAUGACUUCGAUUGCUGUGGAAGUUUUUGAUGCCAAAAACAUUAAUAAGUCGAUCGCCUACCUAGAAAAUAUCACUUCCGAUGAAUCAAUAGUGGGUAUCAAAAGUCGUCUGUCCCAAAAGCUUUCACUUCCUAUCAACCAAAUAGCUUUGCGGUUAGAUGCGAAAGGGAAGAAUUUGAAAGAUGAACUUGUUGUGCUGGAUCUCAAUUUGCCUUCUAAGGGUGCUCACUUAUAUAUUCGAGUUCUUGGGCCACAAAUCGGAUGGAAAACGGUUUUCCUCCUAGAGUAUAUUGGCCCUCUUGUGAUUUAUCCAAUUUUCUACCUGAGACCAACCGAGAUCUAUGGACCAGACGCGUCUCGAUAUCCUAUGUCUUAUGGAGUAAAACUUGCACUGGUUUGUUGGUCAUUUCAUUAUGCAAAACGUUUGCUGGAAACCCUCUUUGUUCAUCGAUUCAGCAAUGCAACAAUGCCUUUACGGAAUAUAUUCAAAAAUUGUGGUUACUACUGGGCCUUUACAGCAUUUGUCAGUUAUUUUAUCAACCAUCCGCUGUACACCCUACCGUAUUUCGGUUUCGUACAAGUUGCCACAGGUCUUAUUGGUUUCAUUAUUUGUGAAUUCGGCAAUUUGUCAGUUCAUCUGCUUUUGAGAAACUUACGCCCCUCGGGUACUAAAGUUCGCAAAAUCCCAAUUCCAGAUAUCAAUCCGAUGACAUUGAUGUUCCACUUCGUAAGUUGCCCCAAUUACACUUACGAAGUGGGCUCAUGGUUAUGGUUUUCAUAUAUGACCCAAUCAUUACCAGCACUGAUUUUUACCUUUGCGGGAUUUCUCCAAAUGGCUAUAUGGGCAAAAGAUAAGCACCGUAAUUAUAGACGCGAAUUUCCAAAUUAUCCAAAACAUCGACGAGCAAUGAUUCCUUUCACUAUGGCAUCUCAGGCUUUACAAGCAGUUGUAUUAUGUGGUGGGUUGGGUAAUCGAAUGACUAGUUUGACGGAUCAUAUUCCAAAAUGUAUGCUUCCAAUUGCCGGUGUUCCCAUGUUUUGGUAUCCACUCAAUUUUUUGCAAAAAAAUUCUAUAAAAGAAGUUGUUAUGGUUGUAGCCGAAAGAUUGAUGGACGAAAUUAGACAUCUUUUAUUUAGCUCCGCUUUGCCAUCGUUAGAUAAUUUACAGAUUGAAUUUAUAAAAUUAAGCAGUGCUGCUGAACAUUGGGGUACUGCAGAUGUGCUGAGAUUUAUAAAUGCUCAAAUCAAGAAGGAUUUCAUUGUUGUUAGUGGUGACUUUGUUUCUGAUGUGAACCUAGCUCCUAUGUUGUCGCUUCACGCUGCUGAAAAUGCCAUUUUAACGUGUUUAUUAUGCGAUCGGGUUAUCACAGGACCAGCUCCCGGACCUAAAAUGAAGCUCUUAAAAGAGCGCGAUUUUAUUGUUCUUUCUAAGAAUAAUCAGUUACUAUUCAGUGGUUCAGAAGAGGAUUAUGACGAUACGGUUACUAUGAAUGUUGAUUUACUCGACAAAUGUCGAACUGCUUACUUCACUGCAAAGUACAGUGACUGCCACUUAUAUAUCAUGAAGAAAUAUAUUUUAAACAUUAUCGACAAGCACAGGCAAUUUACAUCACUGAAAGCUGAUCUUAUUCCAUAUAUUUUGGAAAAACAGAAUACUAAAGAUAGCCAUGAAUUGACUGAAUAUGUCAGAAUCGACCCUCUAGAUGAAAAAAUACAGAAAUUCAGUUUUGGUGCGAAUGCUGUAAAAAACCUUCAAUACCGUUUGAAAUGUUUUGCCUAUUUGCUGCCACCCGAGAACGGUUUCAUUGUUGGACAUGUGAACACCAUCGGAUCUUACUUUGAGAUUAAUAAAGCAAUCAUCCGUUUUUUAUCAUCAAGUUUUUCUGAAAAAUUUUCUGUUGGACAACUAAUGGAUGAUAUUGGUACCACAUCUAACUCUGAGUGUUACAUCGGUCCUACCACUCGCCUUUUUCUACAGAGCGCCACUGAAGCGCACAUUGCUGGUUCAGAAAGGCCAAUUAUUAAGCGAUCUGUGAUCGGUGAUAAAUGUGUCGUUGGACCAAGAAGCAAAAUUAUCAGUUCUGUACUGAUGGACGAAUGUCAAAUUGGUGCGGGGGCACAAAUAACCAAUUCAAUCAUUUGUGCGGGUGCUGAGAUCGGUGAAAAUGCUAAUAUUUCUUCAUCAAUUGUAGUCUGCCAACAAGUAGUUUCUGCAAGUGCCAAAGUGCACAAUGAACUUGUUGUUCCGAAUAGUGAAGUGGAACUUGAAAAGUGGACUGAAGAAAUAUGGUAG